This is a messenger RNA of Pelobates fuscus (common spadefoot toad), 3870 nucleotides long. RefSeq names its product villin like (gene VILL). Lineage: Eukaryota; Metazoa; Chordata; Amphibia; Anura; Pelobatidae. Gene Ontology annotation, cellular component: cytoplasm; actin cytoskeleton. The record is from RefSeq and is a predicted model, not a curated record. Gene Ontology annotation, biological process: cytoskeleton organization; barbed-end actin filament capping; actin polymerization or depolymerization. Gene Ontology annotation, molecular function: phosphatidylinositol-4,5-bisphosphate binding; actin filament binding. The transcript is spliced from 20 exons. The coding region runs from base 104 to 2713 and encodes 869 amino acids.
CACUCUAAGCUCAGGUUACAGGUAAAGGGAGCUCUGCUAAUCUCAGCAGAGGCUCUAGAGCAAUAUUGGUGCUGAGCGAACAGGCUGCAGUUUAACUAUCAAAAUGAGCACGCCAGCCUUCAGUAAUGUGAGUCGGAACCCAGGCCUGCAUAUAUGGUCCAUUGAGAAAUUGCAAAUGGUUCCACUACCUGAAAAGGCGUAUGGGAGUUUCUUUGAAGGAGACUGUUACAUCGUAAUAUACAACAAGAAGGUUUCCAACAGCAUCUCCAGUGACAUCCACUACUGGAUUGGAAAGGACUCAACUCAGGAUGAGCAGGGUGCCGCCGCUGUCUACACGUCUCAGCUGGAUGAGGCUUUAGGGGGGAGUCCCAUCCAGCACAGGGAGGUGCAGGGCUUCGAAUCGGAGAAGUUUAAAAGUUACUUCAAGAACGGUGUCAUCUACAAGAAAGGUGGUGUGGCCUCAGGAUUUAAACACGUGGAAACGAACAUGUACAAUAUACGCCGUCUUCUCCAUGUAAAAGGAAAGAAACAUGUCACGGCCACAGAGGUGGAAUUAUCAUGGAACAGUUUCAAUCGGGGCGAUGUCUUCCUGCUUGACAUGGGGAAAGUCAUCGUCCAGUGGAAUGGCCCAGAAAGCAACAAGUCUGAAAGAAUACGGGCCUGUUCUUUGGCUCAGAGCAUUCGUGAUGAUGAAAGAGGUGGCAGAGCCCAGAUUGGCAUUGUAGACAACGAGCAAGACUCUCCUGACCUGAUGCAGAUAAUGAACGCAGUCCUGGGGAGUAGAACAGGAGAACUUAAAGCAGCCAUACCAGAUGAGAAGGCUGAUGAACAGCAAAAGGCCAAUGUCAGACUUUACCAUGUUUUUGAAAAGGAUGGAGAUUUGGUGGUUCAGGAAAUAGCCACAAAGCCCCUUACACAAGACCUGUUACAACAUCAGGAUUGCCAUAUUCUAGAUCAAGGUGGAGUAAAGAUAUUUGUCUGGAGAGGAAAGGUCUCUAGUCCGGAGGAGAAGAAGGCAGCUUUCAGCAGAGCAGUGGGUUUCAUACAAGCCAAAGGAUAUCCAGCUACCACCAACGUGGAGGUAAUGAAUGACGGUGCUGAGUCCUCUAUGUUCAAACAGCUUUUCCAGAACUGGAGAGAUGUUGAUGAAACACAGGGCAUUGGGAAAACGUACAACAUUGGUAAAAUUGCCAAAGUAGAACAAAAGAAGUUUGACAUCAAUGAACUCUAUGCCCAUCCUGAGCUAGCGGCUGAGCAGAGGAUGGUAGAUGACGCCUCUGGGAAGGUUGAAGUCUGGAGGAUUGAAAAUCUAGAAUUGAAAGAGGUCGAGCCUAAAACAUUUGGACGAUUCUAUGGAGGAGAUUGUUACUUGGUGCUGUAUACAUACAUGAAGGCUGGGAAACCCAAUUACUUCCUUUACAUGUGGCUCGGACGUCACGCAUCUCAAGAUGAAAUCACGGCGUGUGCCUUCCAUGCCGUAGAACUGGAUCGCAAGUACCAAGACCAGCCAGUCCAAAUCCGAGUGACCAUGGGGAAAGAACCUAAACAUUUCCAAGCCAUCUUCAAGGGAAAGAUGAUUAUAUACGAGGGAGGAACUAGUCGAGCUGAGAAGACUGAGCCGGAACCACCAAUUCGAUUGUUCCAAGUCAGAGGAACGGAUGAAUUUAACACCAAGGCCACGGAAGUUCCAGCUAGAGCAGCGUCUCUUAACUCCAAUGAUGUCUUUGUCUUAAAAACUGAUUUAGUUUGCUAUUUAUGGUGUGGAAAGGGCUGCAGCGGAGAUGAACGAGAGAUGGCGAAGAACGUGGCAGAUGUUAUCUCCAAACAGGACAAACAAACCAUUCUGGAGGGUCAGGAACCGGCUGAAUUCUGGGUGGCCCUCGGAGGGAAAGUUCCUUAUUCCAGCGACAAAAGAUUCCAGGAAAGCGUUGUGCGUUACAAACCACGACUCUUUGAGUGCUCCAAUCAGACUGGUCGCUUCAUCAUGACAGAAGUGGUUGAUUUCGCUCAAAGUGACCUUGAUGAGGAUGAUGUAAUGUUACUGGACACUUGGGAAGAGCUCUUCUUGUGGAUCGGUAGAUCAGCCAAUGACUAUGAAAAGCAAGAGUCACUCACCUCUGCAAAGGAGUAUUUGAAAUCCCACCCAGCUGGCAGGGACCAAGCUACCCCCAUUAUAACUGUGAAACAGGGACAUGAGCCCCCCACCUUCACUGGCUGGUUCGAUGCCUGGGACUCUCACAAAUGGAGUUCUGACUUGUCGUAUGAAGACAUGAAGAAGAAUCUGGGAGAUGUCUCUGCUAUUUCACAGAUAAAUGUGGAUUUACAAAACACAAACCUGAACAAAACCAGCGCCCCCGCAGCGCCCCAGAAUUACAGAAAUGCCACACCACCCCCCCCUGUAGGGACCACUAACGGGAACCAGCAAUACAGCAACGGUAAUCUUGCACAGACCAAUGGCAGUGAACCACAGAACCAAUACACAGAGCCAGCGCCAGCACCAGCGACAGCAAACAAUGGUCAACAAUGGUUUGAUAAGACCCUGCUGCUUAACAAGACCACUGAAGAACUUCCUGAAGGAGUGGACCCCUCUAAAAAGGAGUUCUACUUAUCUGAUGAAGAUUUUGGCAAGAUUAUGGGAAUGCCAAAAGCCAAUUUUUACCAACUGCCCAAAUGGAAGCAGCAGAACAUGAAGAAGCAACAUGGCCUCUUUUAAAGAAAUACUCACUGAGACCGGCUCCCGGUUUGUCUGUUUUUUGCUUUACUCUCCAAACUAUCGUUCCCGCCAAAGGAAAAUCAAACAUGAACUGACUGACAACACGUAACAUUAUUACCGUAACUAACAAUGAGAGCUAUGUAGUAAGGACAUGGUAAAAAAAAAAACUGGGACCUGCAUAGAACGUUCUUCAUUCUUUAUGGGUUUAUAUGCUGACAAAUUUUAUAAAAAUUCCCCUUUGCAUGUUUAGUUUAUGUCUAAAUGUCGAUGCUGGGUGGGCUGUGCAGGGCUCCCAUGGAAAAAGUAGGGGGCAAAAGGAACACAACAAGUGCCAUAACAACUGCUGAUUAUUGAAGAGCUCUUUGUAGUAGUUAUGGUGCAAAGAAGCAGUCCCUCUGGGUUUUUUCUACAGGGUUUGAUACAUACUGGAGGAUUUUCCAGUGGUCAAAGUUCAUUAUUGGCACAUAAUAUAUUUUCCAUUGUGCGUGAUUUGGCCAUGCCGAAUUGCAUCUAUCACUUUAGGACCCAGACUUCCCUGGGACACAACUGUUAAUUUUUAUCCUGAUGUCAGUUUAUAUGUUAAAACCAUGAGCUAACUAUAGAUGGCACCACAGUGCUAUAAAUCCUUAUAAAACACAAAGGCUCUCAUAUCGUUAAGUAUUGUUUUAAAGACACCCAUACAUUUAUUUAUGCAAUAUCACAUCCCUCACGCUCCUGCAGAGUAAUAUGAAGUGCUCCAUACGGAUUCAUAGCAGACAGUGAGGGACUUCACAAUCAUGUUACGGGUUAACACCUGGGGGUUUCUGCAACAGUUCUAAAAUCGAGCAGGGAAUGUUCUUUCUACUCGAAUCAUUCCAUUUAAAUAAUCCCUAGUGUAACAUUUGCGGAUAUAAAACUUGUGCUAUUUGCCAAUAUUAGAAGCUAUACAAAGAGUUUGCCAAAUGUUCUUAAUGCCGGGGGAUCCCGUGGAAAUUUCUUAACACAUUCUGUGUAUUUUGUUUUGUCGAACUUUCACAAUCACACAAAUAAAAGUAAAUAGAUAUUCUGAUGCGUAUAGGGGUAUGACAUUGUCCCACCACAGUGCCAUCGAUCUGGGGUAAAUACGAUCCCUUUCUAUAUUAAUAAGAGUGUGUGAUUCAAUAAAGACUAUGCUGGUA